Messenger RNA from Molossus molossus (Pallas's mastiff bat), 1380 nucleotides. It is a transcript of the gene MINDY4B, whose product is annotated as MINDY family member 4B. Gene Ontology annotation, molecular function: cysteine-type deubiquitinase activity; K48-linked deubiquitinase activity. Gene Ontology annotation, biological process: protein K48-linked deubiquitination. The transcript is spliced from 12 exons. The coding region runs from base 1 to 1380 and encodes 459 amino acids. NCBI's taxonomy places the organism in Eukaryota, Metazoa, Chordata, Mammalia, Chiroptera, Molossidae. The record is from RefSeq and is a predicted model, not a curated record.
AUGGCUGAGGCGCUCUCGGACCGGGAGCCGAGCUCCCCGGGGCUGGAUCUGGAGGAGAUAAGUAGGAAGAUUUCUUUCCUCGACAAAUGGAGGGACAUCUUUAGUUAUCACAGGUUGGGAAGCAGUAACACAGCUCCUCAGAACCAUGAAGACAGCCCCGUGUCUGCAGAUAAAAGGGGAGAUGGACCAGCACUACCUCAGCCCAAAGGACAAGGACACUUGCCUCCAAGUGGCCUUUGUUCCGUUGCCAAGCGCUGGAUCACCCCUACAAAACCGGGCGGCCUCCCUGUCUCCCCGCCGAUGGCCACAAAGCUGCGGCAGAGCCUCUUUGGAAAUACGGUCCAUGUCUUCAGCCCCGACUGGAAGAGGGCCCGUUUCAGCUUCCACAAACCUUUUUCUGACCUGGCUUUCGCCUUGGAAGUGGGAGAGGGCGGAGCUCGAAGCAUCCAGAUGGCCGUGCAGGGCUCCAUCAUCAACUACUUGCUGUUUCCCCGGAAGGAGAAAGACUGCCGCUUCCGCAGGGUCCCAGCGAUCAGCUCGCAGGAGCAGAAGCAGGCCCUGGCUGCCGCACUCGCUGGUGUCCUGUGGGCGGCGGGAGACGCUCAGAAGGCCACCGUCUGUCUUGUCACUGAGGACACUCACGUCACCCGGACCCCUGACUACUCGGCGGACGGCUUCACGGAGCGGCUCCGGCUGUUUGACGUGUUAGAGCGAGAAGCCACCGAGAAAUUCAUCUAUGACCAUUUACAAUGCUUCGGUGGGGAAGGAAGCCGCGGGGUCAUCCUGUUUCUUUACAGCCUGAUCUUCUCCAGAACAUUUGAAAGGCUCCAGGGGGACCUGGAUGUCUCCACCACGCACCUGUUACAGCCAGGCGCCGGGGGCCUCCUGUGCGGGCAGGCGGUUCUGAACUUGAUCUUAACGGGGAGAGCAAGUCCGAAUGUCUUCGACGGCUGUCAGAACGGGGAGUCUCAGGAGACACUGCGCGGAGUCCUGAUGCGCAGUGACGUGGGCUUCCUGCGGUGGCGUAGGGACACCUCAGACGACGUGCUUCCCCAGGUGGGCAGCAGGCUGAAGACGCCCAGACUCCCGACCUGGCUGUGCGACGUCAACGGAAGCUACGGCGUCCUUUUCAGCACCGACAGGCAGCUCCUAUCAGACUGGAAAACGGAGCGGCUGUUCGACCUGUACUUCUAUGGGGGGCGGCCCUCCCAGAAAAAGCCUGCCCGUCUGACAGUCGACACUCACUCCCACCACUGGGAACGGGACCGACGCGAGGACACACGUGGGCCAGGGAGACGGUUUUCCCCGGUGGAGAUGGUUAUCAGAACCAAGUGGAGAGACGCCACCAUCGACUGGAACGGAACCGUUCCCUUGUUCUGA